AUGGCAAAUCUGGAAAUUUAUAACUUAAUUGUGUACAAUUUGUUGCAAAUAGAUUUAAGAGAUGUGGUCAUAUUUCAUUGCUGGCAGCUGCCAGUUCUCUUGCCACUGGCACAACUUUUUUCGCGAAACUUAAUCUUUUCGCAAUUUAUAAGCCUCAGUCAAUCCAACGAGUCCUUAGCUAAUUUUUCAAAAGUGUAUUUGGACAGUGAGUUAACAAAAAUUGGCGUAUUUUUGGAUCUGGGCUGUGAGCAGAGUCCGUUUAUAACUAAUGAGUCAAGUCGAGCACAGCUUUAUACGCAUCGCUAUCAUUGGCUAAUUUACGAUGAGGAUGGAAAUAUGAAUUCAUUUGUGGAACUUUUUGAAAGGGCUAAUCUGAGCAUCAAUGCGGAUGUGACCUAUGUGCAGCGACAGCCAGCCGAAAGCUUCGACCAUGGCAGCCUCUUUAUACUCUAUGAUGUCUACAACAAGGGCAGCCAGUUGGGUGGUCAGCUGAAUAUAACCAUAGAUCAGAGCAUUUACUGCAAUCAGACGAAAUGUGAGCCUGUGCAAUAUUUGAGUGAGCUGCACAAGAGAUCCAGGCUGCAGCAGCGCACUGAUCUGAGUGGAAUUACCUUCAGACAGGUUGCAUUGGUCACUGUCAUACCUCUGAGCUCAGGAGAGGAAAAACUCCUCGAAUUUUUGAAUAGUGAAGAGGACUAUCAUUUGGAUUGGACGUCGCGUGUGGGCUUCCGCCAAAAUGUUCACUUGCAGGAGGUGUUGAGGUUCAGUGUACGUUAUAUUUGGCGUAAUCAGUGGAGUCUAGGUGAGACGAAGGGUGGCGCCUUGGGCGAAGUGACCACUGCAAAUGCAGACUUGUCAACGACGGCAUUUGUUCUCUCACCUGAACGCCUGCGCCACAUCUUUCCGACCGCAGAAGUUAGCCAAUUUCGCUCGAUUUGCAUCUUUCGAACUCCCCACAAUGCUGGCAUCAAGGCAGGCGUUUUCCUGGAGCCAUUUAAGCUAAGUGUAUGGCUCGUCUUUGGCGCUGUGCUGAUGUUCUCCGGCAUACUGUUGUGGUUGACAUUUCGCCUAGAGCAUCGUUGGAUGCGGCAUUAUUUGCAGUACUAUGUACCCUCCCUCUUGAGCAGCUGCUUGAUAAGCUUUGGCGCUGCCUGUAUUCAAGGCUCUCAUUUAAUACCCUGCUCCACGGGUGGACGUCUGGCUUUCAUAGCAGUUAUGUUUACCUCAUUUCUAAUGUACAACUAUUACACAUCCAUUGUGGUGUCUAGCUUACUCGGUUCGCCUGUGCGUUCCAAUAUUAAAACCAUACAACAGCUGGCCGAUAGUUCCUUGGAUGUGGGCUUCGAAACUAUACCUUUUACCAGGGUAUAUUUAAAUAGCUCACCGCGCUCCGAUAUACGCGAUUUGGUUAAGCAAAAGGUGGAAGGACGCAAUCCCAGCAACAUCUGGCUCUCUGCCAAGGAGGGUGUACUCAGAGCACGCAAUCAGCCUGGCUUUGUGUUCGUCUCAGAAGCUUCAUUUCUCUACACGUUCAUUGAGAAGUACUACCUGCCCCAUGAGAUAUGUGAGCUCAAUGAAAUCAUGUUUCGGCCGGAGAGCGCCGUUUACACAGUAAUACACAUAAACUCUACGUACAAGGAGCUCUUGAAGCAAAUCCAAUUACGCAUGAUGGAGACUGGCAUUACGCAGAAGCAUAAAUUUUUCUAUACCAAAACCAAGCUGCACUGUUAUGCCAAUAAUUAUGUCAUCAAUGUCGGCAUGGAGUACGCCGCCCCACUCUUUAUAGCCUUGUUGUUGUCAUAUUUUGCAUCGAUAUUUAUUUUAAUGCUGGAACUAGCCUGGGCUCACUUGGGCAGGCGGCACCUGCAGCAUUUCAUCACGGCGGAGGAAUACCCACUAAUGGAGCACUUGCAAGAUAAACUCAUCGAACACAAUCUCGUCAAGCUUGGCAUUUAUAUGGACAUAAACUGUAAUCAAACUUCGGAAGUCUUGUUUAUGGCCAAUGGGGAGCGUCUGUUUAUAGAACGCUAUCACUGGCUCAUCUACGACCAGAAUUUCAGCUUGAGGCAGGUGCAUCAACGUUUUGCAGAGGCGCAACUUUAUCUGGGCACAGAGUUGACCUAUGUCAAGCCCAGUGCAAAUCUCAACAGCUUUAUACUCUAUGAUCUGUACAACAAGGGAAAACAUGUGGGUGGCAAGCUCAAUAUAACAAUUGAUCAGCAAAUCGAUUGCAACGAUCAGCAAUGUUACGUGAAUCGGUAUCUAAGUGAUCUGCAUAAGAGAAGCCGAAUACAGCAGCGUAAAUUUCUGACUGGCUUAACUUUACGAAUCAAUGCAGUGCUCACCUCCAUGCCGAUCGACACACCAGAAACCGAGAUCAAGAACUUUCUUAGCCGCGAUGAUGAUAUAUAUAGGGAUUCAUUUGCCAGGCUUGGCUACCAAGCGCAUCAGGUGCUCAAGGAAAUAUUGGAUUGCAACUUUAGCUAUAUAUUUCGCGAUCGCUGGUCAGAUUCGGAGUUGUCCGGCGGUCUUAUUGGGGAUAUGCGCAAUGAAACCGUCGAUCUAAGUGCAACCGGUUUUCUCUUCAGCAGUGGACGCACCAAGUAUUUCAAGCUCGUCACCUGGUUUUCCUCAUUUCGUUCGAUGUGCAUGUUUCUCAAUCCAAAAUCGGCUGCCGGGGAGAUACGCCUCUUGGAAUUUCUGCAGCCUUUCAGCCGGACGGUUUGGCUUAUGUUUGGCUCGAUGCUGCUGUCUUCUGGCUUUCUGCUCUGGCUUACGUUUAUUCUGGAACGCAAGUUAAACCACGUGAAUGUUAGACCCUCGCUGCUUACCAGCUGCCUGUUGUCCUUUGGUGCUGCCUGCAUUCAGGGCGCCUGGCUGUUGCCGCGCUCCACGGGCGGUCGCAUGGUCUUCUAUGCCUUAAUGCUGACCUGCUUUCUUUUAUAUAAUUAUUAUACAUCUAUUGUGGUAUCCACGCUGUUGGGCGAAGCACCCAAGUCGAACAUACGAACCAUACAACAGCUUGCGGACAGCAACCUUGAGGUAUCAAUCGAGCCAAAAAUAUACACAAAGGUCUAUAUAGAGACAUCAAGCUAUCCGGAUGUACGUAGUCUAUAUCUGAACAAGGUUGUUAACAGCAAGCGCGAUCCGAAGCGCAUUUGGCUGCCGUCGGAGGAGGGUGUCCUAAUGGUACGUGACAAGCCCGGAUUUGUAUAUAUUGCAGAGGCAGCUAGUUCCUAUAUAUAUGUGAGAAAGCAUUAUUUACCCCACGAGAUCUGCGAGCUAAAUGAAAUUCUGCUGCGUGACGAGACAAACGCCUACACCAUGAUGCUCAAAACAUCCAGCUAUGUGGAACUAAUAAAACUAAGCAAAAUGCAGCUUUUGCAUUUGGCCAACUUUGUGUUGCACAAUUUGCUGCAGUCGCGCAUCAGCUUCAUCAUAUUCUUUCAUUGCUGGGCCGGAAAUGAAACUUUUCAAUUCGCACAACAAAUUAAUAAGCCCCAUCAUCAGCCCAUCUAUCAUCAGUUUGCGCACUUGAAUGACUGGAACUGGGAUCACUUGGAGCAGCGUUAUUUGGAUCACUUACAGCCCACACUGGCAAUAUAUGUGGACCUGAACUGUUUGAGAAGCAGAAGCCUUUUGGUGGAGGCGAGUCGUUCAAAGCUCUACAAUCAGCACUACCAUUGGCUUCUGCACGAUAGCUCGGAGUUCUUUGAUUUCUACGAGUUCUUCAAGACCAAGAACAUAUCCGUCGAUGCUGAUGUUAGCUACGUCAAGCAGCGACACGCGGGCAGCUCGGACGAUGUCAUCUAUACGCUCUACGAUGUCUACAGCAAUGGCAAUCACAUUGGCGGACAGCUGAAUAUAACCGCCGACUGUGAGCUGGUGUGCAGCCAGAUCGAUUGCAGGUUGAAUAGGUAUCUCAGCUCAUUGCAUAUGCGUCCCAAAUAUAGUAAUCGAGAGCAGCUGACGGAUGUGGUGCUGCGUGUGGCUACUGUGGUGACGCAACGACCCAUUACCUGGCCGCGGGAGCAGCUGAUGCGUUUUCUGCACCAGGUGAACGAGACGCAUGUCGAUAGUUUGGUACGCUUUGGCUUUCAGUUAUCCUUGAUACUCAAGGAUAUGCUGCAGUGUGGCAUGAAUUUCACAUUCAAGGAUCGCUGGAGCAUUAGCGACUUCAACGGUGGCUCCGUCGGCGCUGUGGUCGACCAGACAGCCGACAUUGGCUCUGCGCCCUGCCUGGCCACAGCGGGCAGAUUGCAGCAUCUAUCGGCCAUUAUUGAGACGGGCUACUUUCGCUCCGUUUGCCUAUUUAGCACACCCCGCAAUGCCGGCAUACGUGGCGAUGUUUUCCUGCAGCCUUUUAGCGCUCUGGUGUGGUAUCUGUUUGGCGGUUUCCUGCUGCUGAUUGCCCUGCUGCUCUGGCUGGCCUUUUUGAUGGAGUCCAAGCGUAUGCAUAGCCGUUGGCGUUUGCAGUUUGUGCCCUCGCUGCUGAACACCUGCCUGAUAAGCUUUGGAGCUGCGUGCAUUCAAAGCUCAGCGCUAACACCACGCUCCACGGGCGGACGAUUGGCCUAUUUUGCACUGUUCCUGAUUAGUUUUAUAAUGUAUAACUAUUAUACUUCUGUGGUCGUCUCCUCGCUGCUGAGCUCGCCCGUUAAAUCGAACAUCAAAACGAUGCAACAGCUUGCAGAGAGCUCGCUGACCGUCGGCCUGGAACCGCAAUCCUUUACCAAGAGCUAUUUAAAUUACACGCAACGCCCGGAGAUUCAUUUGUUUAGCAAACGGAAAAUCGAAUCACAGUCCAAAAAUCCGGAGCUCUGGCUGCCCGCGGAGCAGGGCAUACUGCGCGUCCGCGAUAGACCCGGCUAUGUGUUCGUCUUUGAGGCAUCCUCCGGCUAUGCGUAUGUGGAACGCUUCUUCACACAGCAGCAGAUCUGUAAUCUCAAUGAGAUACUAUUUCGACCCGAACUAUUGCUCUACACGCAUUUGCAUCGCAAUUCCAGCUACAAGGAACUCAUACGCCUAAAAUUGCUUCGGGUACUGGAGACGGGCAUCUAUCGCAAGCAUCGCACUCAGUGGUUUCGCACCAAGCUGCAUUGUUAUUCGCAAAACUUUGUAAUUACCGUGGGCAUGGAAUAUGUGGCACCGCUCUUCUUCAUGCUGAUCUGUGGCUAUGUUCUGGUGCUGUUGUUGCUGCUGCUGGAGCUCGCCUGGCAGCGCUAUGUGCAGCGCUCACAUUAAGCCUUACAUGUUUGCACCUCGCUUCAACCGCAAGCGGAACAAAACGCUUUAAGCUCUUAUGCAAAAUAAUAAAGUAUAAAAAAAAACACUUUACGUUAACUUUUCGCCUCGCCCAGCGACUGUGGAAUUAUGCAGUGCAGUGCUGCGACCCGUUGUCCCUGCGUUUCCUGUUGUCAGGACCCGUGCAAAAUUGCCGCACGCCUCGUUGAGUGGACCACGUUUUCAUGUUUUCAUGCGAUUUUCGUAUUUGCAUUAAAAAGUUUCCUGUUUGCCGUAUUUUGGGCAAUGAUUUUUUUUCACCCACACCAGUAGUAUUUGCAUUUUUAUGGCCCGCAGCAGAAUGGGCCAUUGUAGCUUGGCUGCGCGUGUGCCCGGAGAUAUGCCUAAGCCCACUUAUUAAAUAGUUAUCUGAACUUGGCAAUAGUUGGUUGCAGGCAGCAUCCUUUUAUAUAACUUGGAUAUACGUCCUGUCAUUUCAAACAAUUUGGCAGAGUUUCUUAACGCUGGACUGUAAUCAAUCAUCAUCAAUCAUUUCAUAUUUGUCUCUUAUUUGUCAUGUGAACAUUGUGACCUGACGGAAGCUGGAUGUUGACCUGCGGGCAAUUUUUUUCUAUUCGGGGCACAAUCAAAGACCGUGCGAUAUUACCCUUAGAAAACUAGGCAGCAAUUAUUAAUGUUGGCUUUUGAAAGCAUUACAAAAUAUAUUUUGUACU
Drosophila novamexicana is the source of this 5957-nucleotide messenger RNA. RefSeq lists its product as uncharacterized. Gene Ontology annotation, molecular function: ligand-gated monoatomic ion channel activity. The transcript has 17 exons. Gene Ontology annotation, cellular component: membrane. Bases 1 to 5244 code for a protein of 1747 amino acids. The record is from RefSeq and is a predicted model, not a curated record. NCBI's taxonomy places the organism in Eukaryota, Metazoa, Arthropoda, Insecta, Diptera, Drosophilidae.